AUGGGGGAAAGAAAUGCUGCGUGUCCCACACAAGCGAAGACAGUGAGUGCAGCCCCUGCUGCCGCUGCUGAGGAGGCGGCUGACACCCCCAAGCCAGUUCUGCAGCCUCUGCUUUCACUCAUACGUGGCGGGCUUGAGCAGGUGGACUCCAGAGCUCUUCCCCUCUGGCUCCAUCAGGUAGCAGAGUCCUAUUUCCAGGAAGAAGACUAUGAGAAAGCAAUGAAAUUCAUUCAGCUGGAACGGCUGUAUCAUGAGCAACUGCUUGCAAAUCUUUCUGCCAUACAAGAGCAAUGGGAAAUGAAAUGGAAAAGUGUACAGUCACAGACAGUUACACCUCUAAGGAAUUCAGAAAAAGGACUUGAUGGUGAAGAUUUUGAACAGCUUGCUAAACUUUGUACAACUCAUCAAGACCCUCAUUUACCCAAACAUAAGAUCGCAGCUGUUGAAAAGUACCUUGAAAGGAAAUGGUCCACACAGCUAACAGUGUCUGAAGAUACAAAGGAAAGAGGAACCACAGCCAAAGAGUCGGGUGCGAAGGAAGAGAGUGAAACUUGUUCUGGCUUGGAACCAUGUCAAGAGAAGCAGCAUGAGAAGGCUCCGCGGGAGAGUAGCUCUGGCUGCAAUCCAGUGGACGCCCAGGCACAGGCCCAGGGCCUCCCAGUGACUACAGGAAAGGGCCACACGGAGGAGCCGCUGUGCAGCCAGGAAGCCACGCUGGAGCGCCACACCCAGGCCGCAGCGUCAGCAGGCAGCAGGUCAGGGCCAGAUGUUCCCUGGGCAGCCGCUGCCCAUGCUGGCUCCUUGCAGGCGGCUCACACAGAGGACCACCCAGAAGUGGCCGAAGGGGGGGCCAUUGCUGCUGGCCCUGAGGAAGAGCCACCUAGUGAGUCGUUGAUAAAGCCGCUGGGCCCCCCGGGCUGCGACCACGCCCCUCCUAGCCUGGUUUCACAGGCUCGCAGACCAGAGCUCCACCUGCCACUUCAGGGUGCUUCUGAGGCGUCGUCCAGGGCUCCGCUGGAGAACAAUGCACUAAAUGAACUGCGGGAGUCUGAUCAGGCAGACAGCGAUGGAAAAUCACCACAGAGUCAGAGUGCCUCAGAGACUGGCUCUGAGAAUGCACCUUGUCAAAAUAAGAAACUAUGUGACUUAAGUGCUCAGCUUCCAGAAGUGUACAUGGCCCCAGAGGACAAGGGGGGUGAGGAUGACCAAGUGAAUAAGGAAACCGAAGACUAUUUGAACGGCCUCUUGGGGUGCCUAAAAGACACCAAGGACUCUGUUUCCUAUGAGGACAACCAAGACGACGACUCUGAUCUUCAAGACCUUUCUCCUGAAGAGGCGUCGUAUACACUCCCGGAGAGCCUGCCUGCCGAUGACAGCUGUCUCUCUCUGGAUGAUCUGGCCAAAAGGAUAGAGAUCGCAGAGGUUGUCCCGGCGGAGGGGCUGGUCUCCAUACUGAAGAAGAGGACCGACUCUGUAGGACAGCGCCCUGCCCAAAUGCCGCAGAGGCCGUCUAAGCGAAGAGUGAGGUUCCAGGAAGCAGAAGACCACCUGGGUCCAGAUGAAGCUGGAGGCGGCUCCUGUAUCUUACUGCUCCUGCUGUGUAUAGCCACGGUGUUGCUCAGCAUGGGUGGCACAGCGCUCUACUGCACUUUUGGUGACGUGGAGUCGCCUGUCUGUACGGACUUUGCAGACAACAUGGACUUCUAUUACACCAAGCUCCUUCAGGGAAUGGCAGAAGUCAAACAUUGGAUCUACCUCUCCUAGGACCGGUCAGCAGGGACAGGCUUGCUGGCCGUGAGAAUGAAAUGCAAAACUUCCUGAACAGCUUUUGUUUCAGUUCUGAAAUGCUCCCUUCCCCAGGACGUCAGAAAGAGCGGCUGGGAAGGGCGAUCCGAAGGGCCUGAGAAUGGCCGCGUGAGGACAGGAGUGGUGCGUGGGACACAGGCCUGCCGCCGGCUGCCCUGGGCUGCGGGGCACUGCGCGCAAGUGGCCGCACUGCGCUCAGACCCCUGGUCAGUGGCGUCCACGACCUUCUACUCAUUUGUUGGUUGUAGCUGUCACUUCACUUUCUCACGCAAUAAGCUGGUAUGUCACCAAAAAGUUACCUUAUGGUUUCAGUGUCAUCUUUUAGUUAGCCUUGGAAGCUGUGUAAUUUUGGCUUUUGCAUUGUUCCAGACUUCAUUCUCCAUUUGUAAAAUGGCUGUGUGUAUGGGUGUCCGUAUGUACACCUGUGCGUGGGCUUCAGUUCCUAUAAGCAAAUAUUGAGCCCAUAGUAACAAAGAUUAUUCUUUUAACUUGACUAUGAUGUGCAGGCACAAAUCUUUGAAGAAGGCUUAGAUGAACUAUAGAAAUAGUGGCCCCAACAUGAGAAACAGACAGAUGUGUGGCAGUUAACUUGACUGAUGUGCCAAGAAUUAACCAUAGGCCUGAAGGCAAGAUUAAGGAGUUCCCUGAGUCCCAGGCAGGAAUCCCCCUUGGACUCCACAUGACACCCUGAGUGCUGGACCCUUUUCCACCCAGCAAACCACUCACUGAGCACCUAGUGUGUUCUGAGACUCUGCGGACUGGAAUACCACCAUGGGUAGGAUAAAAUUCACACUGGAUGUCCACAUAAAAGAAACCAGGGCUUCAGCAAGUGAAAUCAAACCACCAUCUGUAAUUCAGUUUUGCAGAUCUCUAAUCUGCUUGAUGUGCAUUCUAUCGUGGUUUGAUUUAGACCCUAGUUGGCGGUCUAAGCAGAAAUUCAAUUAUACCUUAUUCACAUAGGCCAGUAUCGCUUUAUUUAAAUUCCUCAUUCAGCAGCCUUUCCUUCCGUAAGGUACAGUGGCCUGAUAUCUAGAAAGCCUUGCUUUGACUUUUUAUAUCUUAAGCAACACUUAAAAAAGCAAACAAACAUGAACUAUAGUUUUUUUAGCAAGUGUUUUUCUGUUAGCAGCAUCAUCAGAAAGGAGAAGGGAGACAUGGAUUUACAUUGCGACUGGCCGGCUCAGUACCUCCCUGCCUGCUUCUGCUUCUUUAUUUAGGCCACGGAACCUUCAAGGGCUUUUUGUAGAGGCUGGAUGUAUGCUGCUGAGCACGCAUUCACUUCUCCCAAUGCCACAUUUAAUUAUGGCUUUUCUAUCAUUUCAGUUCCGUGUGUUUUUUAAGUUGUUUUCGCCUACAAUGCUGUUUGACUUGUCUAUCAUGAACUGUAAUAUUUUCAAUGGUUGCAGAUCAAAGUUAUUUAUUUAGAAGUGUACAAGAUAAGAAAUUUAGAUUCCUUAUACUGAAGGCUGAUUUUAUUAGAAGAUUAUUUUAAUGUCUUAUAAAUUUUAAGAAUUUGUAAUCGAAUUGUAUGUAAAAUAGUAACACUUCCCAUGGUACUGUCCAACGCAGUUCUAUGAACAUCACUUGGGAAUUUCUGUAGGGUCUCCUUGUCACAGACAAACCCCUUCUGCUUCUGCCCUUGUCAUUUCCAGUUGCAGGAAUUUGACAAUCCUUCUCCUGAGAGAAGUUAGAGUUGCCCUCCUCCUCACACCCUUGGGUCAAGGUCAGAGACCCCAAUAAUCUCCCCAUGCGUCCCCUCACAGGAUCUGACCUGACACCCGCGGGGCCCUGCAGGGCCUCCCCUUCCAGGGACAGCAAGGAGCCUGGGGCACCCUGAUGUCUCCCUCAAAGGAGGUGUGAAAUCUCACCUAGAAAAUGAUGGCAACUCUUAGAAAUGUAAUCAUCAUUUAUUGCAUGACUUGGAGCAAUCCACCUGGUAAUGAAAGCACAUAAAGAACACAUCGGUUUACCAAAAUAUAAUUUCUUCUCUCAUUUCAAAGCACUGUCAACUAUUUCUACCUAGUCUUCCUUAAGAACUGUAUUGGAGGGCAUCAAAUCGAGCUUGUGAUUUAAAAUCUCCACCAACCAAGUGUCUCAGAGACUUUAUUUGAACCCUGAGUGUAAAAGAAAAGCAAAAUGACUUCAGUAAUGGUCCAGGCCCCCGGAGGAGCCAUCUGUUUGGGAAGUCUCCGUGGGUCCCUAAGUAAAGCCUCCUUCA
Dipodomys ordii (Ord's kangaroo rat) is the source of this 4024-nucleotide messenger RNA. It is a transcript of the gene Cnst, whose product is annotated as consortin, connexin sorting protein. Gene Ontology annotation, molecular function: connexin binding. Gene Ontology annotation, biological process: positive regulation of Golgi to plasma membrane protein transport. The coding region runs from base 1 to 1764 and encodes 587 amino acids. The transcript is spliced from 10 exons. The record is from RefSeq and is a predicted model, not a curated record. Gene Ontology annotation, cellular component: trans-Golgi network; transport vesicle; plasma membrane. Lineage: Eukaryota; Metazoa; Chordata; Mammalia; Rodentia; Heteromyidae.